CUCUACGCGUCCACCCCUCCCCUCGUCAAACUGUCAAAUCGACUAGCGUUGUUUGUAUACGAAAUUUAUCUUGGCUGCUUGGCAUUGCAGAGCGUUGCAGACGGAAAUUUAAGUGUCCUGAUUGAGGUAGCCUGGUUUCAGGGUCAGGUGGGGUCAGGAUGAGUCGGACGAUGGAUGAGAAGGAGGAGCUGGUGAAGAAAGCCUUAUUUAGUUUUGUUAGGAAGCAGGUACCCACUGCUCAAUUGAGUUUAAUAGACGACAUUGUACUCAGUUAUGUAGUGAGUAUGGUGGAAGAAAGUGCGUUGGAAGAAAAUUUAGAUGUGGACGGACUAUACGAAAUGGUAUCUGCCUGCCUUCCUGAGUUUUCCACUAUCGAAAAAGAGGCUGUGUCAAAAUGGUUGCUUGAUGUAGAGAGUAAGUUGAAGCAAGAGAGUAAAGAGAAUGAGAAUUGUCAGUCUCACAGUGAUCCGCUGAAUCACAUCAGUCUGACUGCUCUUCUACCGGCCGGUACGCAAAGAAUGCGAGUUCAUCAUCUCUCGGAAACCAGUGAUGCUGGAAGUGAUUCCAGCGGAGAAUACUUUUCGGAAGAAUCUUCUUGGCAUCAAGUGGCUGUAUUGCAAGAGAUGUUUCCGGCAGCGAGUCCUGCCGAAGCGAGGCAUUGUUUAGCAGUAGCUGGAGGAGAUAUGGCAAAAGCUGCGCAACUCGCAUUACAUCGCCAAGAAGCAGGUCAAAGCAUCGUGAGCAAUCUGACGUUUCUAACGCCCAAUGGUCGUAACAAGGCGAGGCUGAAUGACGAAGAGUUGAAAUCUCGUAUCAUCGCACGAUACAGUUAUGUUGACAGGGACGACGACUGCCGCGAACAUCGUCCAGUCGCGCCAAAAACGGAACCUAAGAAGAUGGUACGAUAUCUUGACAAUAAGAUCGUAAGUGUAAAGGGUGAACGUUAUACGGAAGUGCGAAGGGGUGGCGAGGAUGAGGAUGGUAACGAAGGUGGUAGAAAGAGAGGCCAUUGUCGCCCGUAACCAGUCCCUUUGCCUCCACCACCUGAUCCACCCCCUUGGAGGCAUCUAAGAGAUUUUCGAUUAAAUCUUUAACUUAGAUCAUUUCCAUCUUAUUCGUAUAUAAAACUAUAGACGAAAUAUUGAAUUUAAAAGCGUUUACAUUUCUGUUGACGUUUAAUUUUUAUAUGCAUUCUGCACAACUCUCAAAAUCUCUUUCAUAUGACAUUCAUUUAUCAUCAUUUCAUAGCAGUAGUCAAUUUUUUACGUUACUCGUUCGAAUUUAUAUUCACAAAAGUUAUUAAUAUUUUUAUUUCGUAAUAUAGAUUAUACCUUUAUCGAGCGUGCAAUGGCCGUUUUAAGUAAAUAUUCGUAUUUAUAAUUUAAAUAUAUGAAGUUUCUCCCCCCCCUCCCCCAAAUGCGUUAGUGAGACCCCUAUUUUAGCAUCAAGAUACACUUAUUAAAGACUUAUAGGGAAAAACUUAUUUUGUGUGUAAUUAAAUUGAUUAUAAUUAAUUAUUUAACGUUAAGACAAUUCACAGUUUUAAUCAGACGGCUUCCACACGGUCAAAUAUUUAAUUUUAAGCAUAUUCAAUUCCACAAUGCUAAUAAAUCGGUACGCGAGAAAGAAUUAAUCAUUUAAACA
This is a messenger RNA of Cyphomyrmex costatus, 1644 nucleotides long. Its product is annotated as CUE domain-containing protein 2. The transcript has 5 exons. The coding region runs from base 159 to 1022 and encodes 287 amino acids. NCBI's taxonomy places the organism in Eukaryota, Metazoa, Arthropoda, Insecta, Hymenoptera, Formicidae. The record is from RefSeq and is a predicted model, not a curated record.